This is a messenger RNA of Spizellomyces punctatus DAOM BR117, 1538 nucleotides long. RefSeq lists its product as uncharacterized. Bases 41 to 1312 code for a protein of 423 amino acids. Lineage: Eukaryota; Fungi; Chytridiomycota; Chytridiomycetes; Spizellomycetales; Spizellomycetaceae. The record is from RefSeq and is a predicted model, not a curated record. The transcript is spliced from 8 exons. Gene Ontology annotation, cellular component: cytoskeleton. Gene Ontology annotation, molecular function: Arp2/3 complex binding; protein kinase A regulatory subunit binding; actin binding. Gene Ontology annotation, biological process: actin cytoskeleton organization; positive regulation of Arp2/3 complex-mediated actin nucleation.
CAGACCUUUUGGCAAGACUGUUAACGCACAAACCGCCAAAAUGACACUGCCAAAGCGAGUAUCAUAUCCGCCACCCCCAGUGCCUUCUAAACCUCAUGUGCGGUUUGGAGAUAUCAUCAAGGAAACGGCGUUACCUGAUACGAUUGUGCGGCAGACGUCGCUCAUGCAAUUGACCCGGGUACUGGAUCAACUCAGUAAUUUUUCUCUCUACGCAAAUGAGAUUGCAUCGGACCUUGUCAAGUCAUCAGUGUCGAUUUCCGAAAGAGUCGAGGAAGUUCAGAAGCGUAUUGAUGCUUUAAAGAAUGCAUCACCAAAUGUAGAGGAGAAGCUGGCAGUAGCCAAUCUUGCAGAGUCUAUGAAUCAUGAACGAUUUGACUGGAAAUCCCAGCUAAAGCUUGGGAGCAAUCUUUUUACAAAAGAAACCGAAGACCCCUCAUUGCGGGCUGUUUACGAAACAUGUAAUGAUGCACCAAACCUAUCUCUUAUGGAUCCAUUCAGGGCUGAUGGCCAGCCUUGCAUGAAAUUUUAUUCAUAUCCCGAAUUCUUUGCGGAAGAAUGGAAGAUGCUGAUGCAAAAGGAGUUUGAUGAAGAACGGAAACGAAAAAAGGAGCGAAGAGAGCUAAAGAAGAAGGCAAAGCUACAACGGCCUACAGCGGCCGGAAAGCUCCAAGUCCAAGAGCUGCAAAUCAAGCGCUACAAUUCUCAAGGGGAGCUGAUCACAGAAGGCGGCGAAAGUGCCGAUACAUCCAAUGCACCAUUCCGAAGACUCAGCAUUGGGUCUUCCGAUAGUCCAUAUGGUUCAGGACGCGGUAUGCCACCUGCUGUUCGAUCGUGGAAUAAGGCGGAAAUCAGAACGUCCAUUAUGAUGCGUCCAGCGCUUGCCUGGGAAGAUCAUGGACGACCGUCGCGGGGACACACUCAAGUUGAGCGCUCCAAAACUUCACGAACCAGAGUGAAUACUCCGCCGCCACCUCCACCACCACCGCCUCCACCAUUGGCAUUUGCAGGAGCACCCUCCACCGUACCAGCAUCUGGUGGUGCGCCUAUUGCGGCAACUGGAGCAUCAGCCUCCGCAGCAGCAGCAGGCAAACCUACACUGUCGCCAGCCUUGAGUAACAUGAACUUUUUGAACGAGAUUCGUAGCGGACAGUUUACAUUGAAGAAGGUGGAUGCCCCUGUCAUGACAGCAGCUGAAAAGCGCUCGGCACGAGAUCAAGCAAGCGAUGUUGCAGCGAUACUGAUGCGGCGUGUGGCGAUGGAGAUGAGUGAUAGCGAAGACGAGGACUCUGCGGACGAUGAUGAUUGGGAUUGAAUAAAGCAACGAUAAAAUAAAGAUUACAAGGUUACAUAGAGGCAGAUACGUUAAUGAGACUGGCUUAUCAACAAGUAUCAGUCCCUGGAGAUGGGUCUCUUUCAUCAGAAGAGAUUCAAAGUUCGCACUGCACUUCAAGUCGUUCCAUCUACAUGAUCGAACUAUCGUCGCCCUUGAUGGCAACCCAUCAUUUCAGUCAGAGACUGUCAAGGGUGAUCAAAAGCGC